CAUUUUGUAGUGUGUAGUUUAAAAAUAUAAUUUUUAUUUUUCAAUUUUGUAUAUUACCCCAAGUUUGGUCCUUUUUUUCUUUCCACAACCUGAAAGGCUAGUCUGAAUCUUAGACGAAACAUCCAAUCUUCGCGAUCUGAAAAAAAUGGAGACGGAAGUUCCCUCCGACGAAGCAUCCACCGUCGCCGGCCUUCUCCCACUUGCUUGCGCCUCUCAGCAGCAAUACGUCUCCGAACUCCUCUCCUUCACUCUUGAUCGCCUUCACAAGGAGCCGGAGCUGCUAAGAGUCGAUGCGGAACGAAUUCGGAGGCAGAUGCAGGAGGUGGCGGUGGGAAAUUACCGGGCGUUCAUCUCCUCUGCGGAUGCGCUGCUUGCUAUUCGAGAGGACGUCUCUUCUAUUGAUAAACACCUUGAAUCUAUGAUAGAUGAAAUUCCUAAGCUAACUUCUGGUUGCACUGAGUUCAUCGAAUCUGCAGAAGAAAUAUUAGAGAAGAGAAAGAUGAACCAAACAUUGCUUGCCAAUCACAGUACUUUACUUGACUUGCUUGAAAUUCCUCAGCUUAUGGAUACGUGUGUUAGGAACGGAAAUUAUGAAGAAGCUCUUCAUUUGGAGGCAUUUGUUGCCAAGCUUUCAACAGUGCACCCAAAAUUGUCUGUCAUCCAAGCUCUUGCAGCAGAAGUUCGGGAGAUCAUCCAAUGCCUUCUCUCUCAGUUGCUUCAAAAACUUAGAUCAAACAUUCAGUUGCCAGAAUGCCUCCGUAUCAUUGGAUACUUGCGGCGAAUAGGAGUGUUCACUGAGUAUGAAAUGCGCCUACAGUUUUUACGAUGCCGUGAGGCAUGGAUUACCGGGAUUCUUGAUGACUUGGAACAAAGAAGUGCUUACGAAUAUCUCAAAGGGAUGAUUAAUUGUCACAGAAUGCAUCUUUUUGACGUUGUUAGCCACUACCGUGCAAUAUUUUCUGAUGAUACAUCAGGAAGGGAAGAGAACUAUGAUGGCGGGCUUCUAUUCAACUGGGUCAUGCAUCAGAUUUCUUCCCACCUCAGAACUCUUAAGGUUAUGCUUCCCAAGAUCAGUGAAGGCGGAUUAUUAUCAAAUAUUUUGGACCAGUGCAUGUAUUGUGCUAUGGGACUUGGUCCAGUUGGAUUGGACUUUCGUGGCUUGCUCCCCCCUCUUUUUGAAGAGGCAGCCCUGAAUCUGUUUAGCAAGAACAUGAAAACAGCAGUUGAGAAUUUUCAGUUGGUCCUGGAUUCUCAUCGCUGGGUUCCAUUGCCAGCAGUUGGGUUUCCUGCUAGCAGCCUCGGUGAUGAAAAGCAUGAUGAUGUCGCUCCUCCAAGUCUAAUGGAGCAUCUGCCUCUUGCUGUUUUUAUUAAUGGUGUAUCUGCUGCAAUGAAUGAUUUGCGCCCUUGUGCCCCUUUGAGCCUGAAGCACGUGUUUGCUCAAGAAUUGGUCAAGGGAUUGCAGGCAGUAUCUGAUUCUUUACAGAGAUAUAACAUAACUCGCAUGCUUCGAGAGAAUGAGUCUGUGCUUUUUAUCUCACUCUGUCGUGAAUUUAUUGAGGUCGCCUUUCCACAUUGUGUCACAUGCUUUGGUCGCUGUUACCCUGGUGGCGCCCCUUUAAUAGCGGAUGCCAAGAAUUUAUUUGAAGGAAUUUACAAGCUAUUGGCAACCUCCUCUCCCUCCCGAGAACUACCCAAACCGAUUCCUCCCACUGUUGAGAACAAGAGCAUAUCCAACAAAGGGAACUUGUCUUUGCAAAACGGUAGCAGCAGCGAAGAGAGUGGCGGGGAUAUGAACUCUGAGGAACAAAACAUUCCUACUGUCGCGGAGGAAGAAGCUGCCGAUCCAUAGUUUCAAAGUGAACAUUCGGCACCUCAGAAUGUAAGUCUAUUGUAUAUGAACAUGGCACCGAUCAAGGUUCAACAUGAUUUCUCUUCUACCCUCUUAUCCCAUGUUCCUAAACCUUUAAAUUUCUUGAGGAUUUUAGCAGAGUGUGGCCCAUCAGGUUGGCUAAGAGUUAAGACUACUCACUCAUUCCAGGCGGGAGAGAUUAUAGUUUCCAUGAAUAUAUAUAUUUACUUGGUAUCUGCACUAAUUUAUUUAUUUAUUGUCUGCAACUGCCAAUGUCAUCUGCUACAUAUAAUGCCGAUUAUAAUACACUUGUUCAUGGUGU
Messenger RNA from Cuscuta campestris, 2171 nucleotides. The record is from the annotation of a GenBank genome assembly. Lineage: Eukaryota; Viridiplantae; Streptophyta; Magnoliopsida; Solanales; Convolvulaceae.